Molecule: messenger RNA, 1143 nt
Organism: Penaeus vannamei (Pacific white shrimp)
Lineage: Eukaryota; Metazoa; Arthropoda; Malacostraca; Decapoda; Penaeidae
Source: RefSeq, a predicted model, not a curated record
UUCAAUUCCUUUGCUCUGUGGAGGAAAUAAUAUUUCUAGAUAACAUUAACUAAAGUCUAAAAUAUCUUUCCUUAUUACUUUCAGAUUCUCUUUCUGUUUGUGACACUUUUUUAUCAUCAUUUCACAACUGCUAGCCUUCCAAAGACUAAUGCCAUAGCUCCCGAUUCCUCAAUGACUGACCCCAACCAUUACAACUUUGUCACAAAAUUUUCAACCUCUGAAGAAGAAGUGGGCACAAAAGUCACCAUACUGUCUCCUGAACGUGCUCUACAACUCUUUUCACAAGGCAGUAUCAAUCCCACCAUAAAAAAUGAUGGCAGAGUUGAUAAAAAUUCCACUCAAUCGGCAAUGCUUCCAAAAAGUGAAACAAAGAAAGAAUUGGAAACAGACAGGCAAACACUCAAUUCUCAGACAAAUGCAAAGGACGAGGAGGUGCAAGGAGAGGAGCUCGAAACAUCCCAGAGUGUGCGACAGGCAAGGGGACUCUAUGGAGAUGACUUUGGAUACGAUGGCUACGAUAACUUCGGAGACCAUGGUGGGUUCAACAGCUAUGGGGGUUAUAAGGGUCUAGGAGGUUAUGGAAACAAGGGUCAUGGAGGAUUCAACUAUGGUGGGGAACAAGGAACUCAACAAGGUUAUGCCAAGGGCUACAGCAAGGGCUACGAGCACAAGUACAGCCAUGCCUAUGGUAAUGACUAUGGCCAGAAGUACAGGAAAGGCCAUGGCUAUGGCCAGCAGCAGUAUGGUUAUGGCAAUGGGGGAUACGGGCAUGGAGGUUAUGGGCAUGGGCUCUAUGGGUUUGGAGGAUAUCGUGGUUACGGACAUGGCCUGUUAGGAGGCAUUGGUGGCGGUCUGGGGGGACUCUAUGGGGGUCAGCUCCUAGGAGGGUUGAGGGGGGGCUUUCUUGGCCCCUAUGGUGGGCUUGGGGGCUAUGGAGGGUAUAGGCCCCUGGGUUAUUAUCCCUGGUAUGGAUAUUACUAAAUGGUAAAGGACAGACUGUAAGUAAAAUAGAUAUACUUCUGGAUUUUUAAUACUUUUUAAUAUGGUAUUUUUGUAGAACUUAGUUUUAAUGUGGAGAGAAGAUAAAAGAAACUGGAACAUCUUUUAUAAGUAAAAUAUACCAUUUAAUAGCAUUGUUUUAGC